AUGAUUUUGGUUAAAGAAGAGACUGAAUUUAAUGAUUGCUUACCCGAGGAAAAUGCAAACAACAUUGAUAAUGGACCUACCAUAAGUACUAUGUUUUAUAAUGAAAGUGGCAUCUUAUACUCUCCUGAUUCUCUUGAUUUUUGUGGUGGUGGAGUGGAAAUCAGUAGAGAAUGCCCAUAUAAUCAUUUUAACUUUAACGGACUAGUAACUAAAGCAUUUCCUCAGCUGCUUCCACCAUACACCAUCCAAAUCUAUUAUGAUUCGAAAUUUUGUCUUGUUAUUCAUUUUUUUGGUCGCACCUUUUAUGAUUUGGUUAAAGGAAAUCCUCAAUUUAAUGAUUGCCAACUCGAGGCUGAUGCAGUACUCAACAUAGUCCUUGAUUCCGAUCCUCCAUCACCUUAUGAUAAUUUCUAUAUUGUUGGUACAGUAAAGACCAAGACAAACAUUCUAGAAGGCGCUACCUUAACUACUAAGUUUUAUAAUGAAAAUGGCACCACCUUAUACUCUCCUGAUCCUCUUGAUUUUUGUGGUGGUGGAGUGAACAUCAAUAAUGAAUGCCCAUCUAAUCAUUUUAUCUUUUACGGAUUAGUAACUAAAGCAUUUCCUGAGUUGCUUCCAAUUGAAGGUACUGAUGAAACUUUUGCUUGUGCAUCUGCUCAUCUCACAUAG
This is a messenger RNA of Dentiscutata erythropus, 669 nucleotides long. The record is from the annotation of a GenBank genome assembly. NCBI's taxonomy places the organism in Eukaryota, Fungi, Glomeromycota, Glomeromycetes, Diversisporales, Gigasporaceae.